GAUAUGCGACGCGAGCGCAGUCCGUUGUGUUGUGAGUUGGCGGUCAGUUCGCGAUCACAUAACAAACGUAGUGUUGAACAAGCGAUAUGAAUUCAAAACUCGUGAUUAUUAUUGUACUCAGCUCUUAUUCGUACGGAUUCCAGUACGACGGUCUCCGGGUGAAAUUUGGCUGGUCUGACGCGCUGGCGGACAUCGAAUACUUCUACAGCAUACCGCGCACCAUAAAGGAUGCAGAAAAUGACGGUUGGCGCAGGACUGAACCACCGCCGGGACCUAUUCUCGAGUUAAGGAUGUACUGUCCUCCGGGAAGGGUUGUCUGCCCACUAUACGAUACUUCAGGCUUCGUGGCCGGCUUGCAAAUAGCUAUUCCGGUCGACGAGUUUGAAUCUUCUGUUAUCAAGCCUGAGAAGAAGUUCGUGAAAUGGUACGCAGCACCCGCGGAAGGAGAACCCUCUAGGGACUAUUGGACAGCCACUCAAUACUAUGUGUCAGAAGAAUCUCUGAAGGCCGGAGCCGGUCCACAAAUAGAAAACGGAGCUACAUUGCAGGACGGUGGAGUGUGGGUCGCCGGACCAGACGCUCACCUUCUCCGAAUCCCCACCACGGAAGCUGAACUAAACAGCACUUUCUUCAAAAAACAGAAUUGCAUCCCAAAUAUGGGCACACACUAUUAUUACAACAUGACAAGAAAAAUGGACUGCGAAGAAAUGCUACUGUGGUUCGCAUUAAUCACGGACAGCGAACUGGUUGGCACCGGCUUUCAGACCAUAGGGAAACUAAACAAGAAAAAUCUGAAAGAUCGAAACUGGUUUGAAACAGUUCCAGGGGCCAGACGAGCAACAGAGCUGGCAAUACCACACGCCCCUGACUGCCUACGAGAUUGGACGGAGAAGUAUGGCGUUAUAUCAAUGCACAUCUACUACACGAAUAAACCUUGGGAAAUUCGUUGCAAGUCCGGUGAUUCCAUAAAGCCAGGUCCACCCCUGGACAGACUGAUACUCAACGGCUUGCGAUACGCCAACCAAAUUUCCGAUGAAGUUCAAAAAUUAUUCAGCGGUUAACCCUAAACUAUAACAUUUUAAUUGACUGCGGGGUAUUUGAGGCCAUUCUGUAAACUGAAGAGGAUUAAUAGAGCUGGCCAUAUUUAACACGACAAUACUAGAAAAUCACGUUCAAAAAUAAUUAUUUC
Molecule: messenger RNA, 1189 nt
Organism: Bombyx mandarina (wild silkworm)
Lineage: Eukaryota; Metazoa; Arthropoda; Insecta; Lepidoptera; Bombycidae
Source: RefSeq, a predicted model, not a curated record